GAAAGGAUUGCUACAUACGCUAUAUACGCUACGUGAAGUGCUAACCUUGCCGCAUUGGUAUAACCACUACCCAGAUCCAGAUUAGGUUACGAGACAAGUUCCCCUAAGCUCAAGGCUACCUGUGUGCACUGACCUCGUUCUUGAGCCUCAAUACAAUGACAUAUCUUCUUUUGACUUCACGUCUCCAUUCCAAGAUUGCUGCCGUUGCGACUUGACCGUUGAAAGCUCUGGGUUCGGUCUAACAACGUUGAAAGCAAACUAAGUCUUGACUGCUGGGCUAAGUAAGGGAGUAUCGCUCGGGACUUAGAUAUAUACUUAAUCUGAUAUAUAUACCUGAGGUAUAAUAUAUAGACGCUAAGAAAAGGGAGGAAGAAGGAAAAAUCUGAUAGCUAUGGGCGAGCCUAAAUUUUACCUCUUUGGCGGGUAUAAGCUAUGGAACGAGCACGCCUGGUGCCCAUCCGACGACCGGGCCCGCGGCGGCAAGAGCCAUAGCCUCUUCGUAUGCUCUGCUGAUUCGACCGUGGCCACCUUCAGCGGAGAAUUGGAUAUCACCGCCCUCGGAGGCGCCGGGUUUGCCUCGCAGCGGACUGUCGACCCCCAGUCUUGGGACCUGCUCGACUACCAGGGGCUGAGCGUUGGUGUAGCCAAGAGCGACGGGAGGAGGUACACGCUUGUUCUUAAGGACGAUGUCCCGACUCAUCGCGAGGAUGGCAGGGAGAAGAGCACUGUCAGCUGGGAAUACGACUUCGUGCCUGGUGACGAGUCGGAAGUGAUGGCCUCCUGGGACGACUUCAAGCCCACGUAUCGAGGGCAGCCGAAACCGGAUGCUGCCCCUUUGCGCUUGGAUCAUAUCAAACGGAUAAGCAUCAUGAUGCGAAGUUUCUUUGGCGAACAGGAGGGUCCCUUCAGGCUUGAUCUCAACUAUAUCGCAGCUAUUAGAGCCGAGGCAAGCCCGGAGUAGAAUUAAAGCAUUAUCCUUUAUUUUGGAAUUUGAAUUACUGUGAGAGCGAAGAGCGAAGCCUGCCAGUCGAAAGGUUGAUUUAGUGUACUGCUCACCUCAAGGGGUCUAGAUAGAUCUCGAGAUAAAAUAG
Messenger RNA from Daldinia vernicosa, 1091 nucleotides. Its product is annotated as NADH:ubiquinone oxidoreductase complex I intermediate-associated protein 30. Lineage: Eukaryota; Fungi; Ascomycota; Sordariomycetes; Xylariales; Hypoxylaceae. The record is from RefSeq and is a predicted model, not a curated record. The transcript has 3 exons. The coding region runs from base 392 to 961 and encodes 189 amino acids. Gene Ontology annotation, biological process: NADH dehydrogenase complex assembly.